AUGAAUGUCACGACCACUUCAAGACUUACAACCGCACUUUCAGGCAAGCAAUUGAAUUAUUGUAUCAAGAGAUUUUUACAAGUAACAUCAUUUAACAUGGUUAAAGUAGGCGAUUCUGUACCGAACGUGGACCUUUUCGAAGAUGCCCCAACAAAUAAAGUCAACUUGGCCCAAUUGUCUUCCGGAAAGAAAGUAAUUCUUUUUGCAGUGCCUGGUGCCUUUACUCCAGGUUGUUCAAAGACGCAUUUACCAGGAUACGUAAGCAAAGCUGACGAAUUAAAGCAACAAGGAGUGAAUGAAAUCGUCUGUGUAUCAGUCAAUGACCCAUUCGUAAUGGCCGCUUGGGGCAAAGACCAAAAAACCAGUGGAAAAGUACGCAUGCUUGCCGAUCCAUUAGCAACAUUGGCUAAAGCAUUGGAUUUGUCAGUAGAAAUCGGUCCACUAGGUGGUGUUAGGAGCAAGAGGUACUCUAUGGUAAUUGAAGAUGGUAAAAUCACUUCCCUUCAAGUCGAACCUGAUGGUACUGGAUUGUCAUGUUCAUUGGCUGAAGCUAUUAAAUUGUAA
This is a messenger RNA of Psylliodes chrysocephalus, 564 nucleotides long. NCBI's taxonomy places the organism in Eukaryota, Metazoa, Arthropoda, Insecta, Coleoptera, Chrysomelidae. The record is from the annotation of a GenBank genome assembly.